UUUACACCUGUGCAGCUGAUUGGGCAUUCUGGUCGUUCCGGUAAAAUGGCAGCGGUGAGAGCUUUAAGGAGCUGCAACCGGUCAUUGGGCCGCUGGGUCGGCUUGCGUCAGCUGGGGUCCUGCGGGCAAAUUCGGAUACUGAGGUCUUCAUUCCCGCGGAAGACACCAUGUAGGCACCUACAACAGAUACCACACAGAUCCUUAAGAACAACUGCAGUCCUAAAUGGCCAGAUUGUGCAAUUUAAGCUUUCAGACAUUGGUGAAGGGAUCACAGAAGUUACAGUGAAAGACUGGUAUGUGAAAGAAGGUGAUUCUGUAUCUCAGUUUGACAGUAUCUGUGAGGUACAAAGUGACAAGGCCUCUGUUACAAUCACCAGCCGCUAUGAUGGUGUUAUCAGAAAGCUGCAUUACAAUGUGGAUGACACUGCUUAUGUUGGAAAACCUCUGGUGGACAUUGAGACAGAUGCUUUAAAAGAUGUGGCCCCUGAGGAAGAUGUGGUGGAAACCCCUGCUGUAUCUCAUGAUGAGCACACACACCAGGAGAUAAAGGGACAUAAGACUUUAGCAACUCCAGCAGUUCGACGGCUAGCAAUGGAGAACAAUAUAAAACUAAGUGAGGUAGUGGGCAGCGGGAAGGAUGGUCGUAUCCUUAAGGAAGACAUUCUUAGUUUUCUAGCCAAGCAGACUGGGGCUAUUCUGCCACCUUCCCCUCAGAUGGAGAUCACUCCUCCACCCCCAAAGUUAGAGACCUCAACACAACAACAAAAGGCCAAAGCUGCUAGUAUUCCUGCUCCUAUGAUCAAACCAGUUGUGUUUACUGGAAAGGAUGUCACUGAACCUUUAAAAGGUUUCCACAAAGCCAUGGUGAAAACUAUGUCAGCAGCAUUAAAGAUUCCUCACUUUGGGUACUGUGAUGAAGUGGACAUGACAAAUCUUUCUCGGCUUAGAGAGGAUCUGAAGCCCUUGGCUGAGUCUCGUGGCGUCCGCCUGUCCUUCAUGCCCUUCUUUUUAAAGGCAGCCAGUCUUGGACUGAUGCAGUUCCCGAUACUGAACUCGUCUGUUGAUGAAAAUUGCCAAAACAUUACAUACAAGGCUGCUCAUAACAUUGGAAUUGCUAUGGAUACCCACCAAGGCCUGAUUGUCCCUAACGUAAAGAAUGUACAAGUCCGAAGCAUCUUUGAGAUUGCUGCAGAACUUAACCGGUUGCAGUCUUUAGGGUCCACUGGGCAGCUUGGAGCGGGAGACUUGACUGGGGGAACAUUUACCCUUUCCAAUAUUGGAUCUAUUGGUGGCACAUAUGCCAAGCCUGUAAUAUUACCUCCUGAAGUGGCAAUUGGAGCCAUUGGAAAAGUGCAGGUUCUCCCAAGGUUCGAUUCUAAAGGACAGGUAGUGAAGGCUCAAAUCAUAAACAUCAGCUGGUCGGCAGAUCAUAGGAUUAUUGAUGGAGCAACCAUGUCCCGUUUCUCUAACCUAUGGAAAUCCUACUUGGAGAAUCCAUCCCUGAUGUUGCUCGAACUUAAGUGACAAAGAGGUGAACACGAUUCCUGUACUUCCCUCACUGACCACAAAAAAGGGACAUCAUCUUCUCUUCCCUUUGAAGAACUUUAACCAGCUUCCUUACCCUUAGGGGAGACCUAAGGCAAACAGCGAUCAGCCUUCUGUGAAGCUAGAAGGAUAUGAAGAAAGUGUUAGUAGGUAACAGAUAAUUUAUUAAAAAAAAACAAAAAUAUUGUCUGUCCAAUUAAACCAUUCAUUUGCCCCAUUGGAUAAUAAAAGCUUUGUCACAAUUGUAUUUCAUGUGGAGAAGGCACUACUAAUGGGACAUCAAAGUGAUAAACAUGUAUACAAAUAUUCUGUCUGAAAUUGGAAACAAAUUAAAGUUGCUGUAAAUUCCAAGGUACCUACCCAAUAUUAUAUGGUGCCACUGUAGUAUUUUAAUGUGAAAGAACACAUUGUGUGGGUGUGUUCCAGAAGUGCACAUAACAAUAAUUGUGUUGGGUUAACUGGUUACUGCUUUCUUCAAGUGUGGUAAAAAGUUGACAGAGGAUGUGUCUAAUUGGUGGGGACCCUCAGCCAGUUCUGCACUGUGCCUAACAGUUCUUACAAUAAGCUAAACAGAAAGCAUUUGUGAUUAGUGAAGUAUAAGCUGUGCUAUGAAGAUAUAGGUCAUUAUGCAAGGAUCUCUUAUAGGGGUUUCUGUCCAACUGUUACACUACAUAUUGGAUCAAUAGAUAAUGGCAUGAUUGUACUGAUUUAAUGUAGACUAGAACAAAUUUUAAUUUGCUGUCCUUGAAGCCAAAAACAGCCCCACUCUGUAAGUGCGAUACCGAACAGGACCGAAUAAAACUGAAAAAA
Messenger RNA from Xenopus tropicalis (tropical clawed frog), 2355 nucleotides. It is a transcript of the gene dbt, whose product is annotated as dihydrolipoamide branched chain transacylase E2. The coding region runs from base 46 to 1524 and encodes 492 amino acids. The transcript is spliced from 11 exons. Gene Ontology annotation, cellular component: mitochondrial matrix. NCBI's taxonomy places the organism in Eukaryota, Metazoa, Chordata, Amphibia, Anura, Pipidae. The record is from RefSeq and is marked provisional. Gene Ontology annotation, molecular function: acyltransferase activity, transferring groups other than amino-acyl groups; acyltransferase activity; dihydrolipoamide branched chain acyltransferase activity. Gene Ontology annotation, biological process: branched-chain amino acid catabolic process.